Petromyzon marinus (sea lamprey) is the source of this 6066-nucleotide messenger RNA. Lineage: Eukaryota; Metazoa; Chordata; Hyperoartia; Petromyzontiformes; Petromyzontidae. The record is from RefSeq and is a predicted model, not a curated record.
UCGCGAGAGCCCUUCGCGGUGGGGCGGGGCUGUGGCAGAGCGUGACCCGGCGCUCUCGCGCGGGGCGUUUGCGGCCUUCGGCUCUACCGUCGCCUCCACAACCGCCGCCGGAUCCGCUUCGUUCACCGGCCGCUCCACCUCCACUCCCCGGCGGUCGUUUCGCCCUCACCUGGGGAGGAGGAGGAGGAGAGUGGCCGUGCGAGCUCGCCUCGUGCUGCUAAACCGACCAUGACUCUCUCGGCCAAGGAGCUGAGCGCCCUCAUCGAGCUCGUGUCGGAGGAGGCCAGCGCCAAAAUGUCUCUCGAGUCGCUCUCCGCCGCGCUCGCCCACAGCGUCCCGCGAGCGCAGGUGUUUCGUGCCGGGGCGGCGCUGCUGGCAUUGCUCCAGCAGCCGGACCUUCUGCCCGGUGCCCCGCAGCGUCUUGCCGCUCUCUACCUCCUCUGGGAGAUGUACCGCACCGAACCGCCCGCCGCAAGCCCCUUCGCCGCCGUCUUCGCCCACCUCCUCGACCCGGCGUCUCCCUCGCCCACCGCUUCGGCGGUGGCACCAGCUGGAGGCCUUGAAUUUGGUGGAUACUACCAAAACUUCAACUCUUUCAACCAUGGCUUCCUGCCGCCCAUCACGGGUGCCGAGAAGUUCUUCCUGUCGCAUCUGAUGCUGGCACCGCCGAGAGAGCUCUUCAAGAAAACCCCGCGCCAGAUCUGUGCCACCGACAUGUCUACGGUGCCCUUGCAGCCUGUGGACAUCAGUGGGCUGCAGUUGGCACUCGCAGAGCGCCAGUCCGAGUUACCGACCCAGAGCAAAGCGGGGAUCCCUGCCAUCCUGGCUGACGCGGAUCCUGACUCCGGCUCGGGGCCUGACAGCACCGUCGCCGCACAGGUGGCGGAGGCGCUGCUCACCGGGACUCACCCGCCCAUCGACAGUCACCUGCGCCCAGAGUUCAUCCGCCCGGUGCCACCGCUGCACGUGUGUGAGGACGAGCCGGCCUGGAUUAACCCCACGGAGCCGGAGCACAGCGUGCGCUGGGACCGCUCCAUGUGUGUGCAGAGCAGCGCCGGCCUGGAGAUCAAGAGGCUCAUGGGCAAGGCGUUUAAGAGCCCACUCACCGUGCACCAGCAAAAGCAGGUGCUGAACGAGCUGGAGAAGGACCCCAAGCUCGUGUACCACAUCGGGCUGACGCCCAGCAAGCUGCCCGACCUGGUGGAGAACAACCCGCUCGUGGCCAUAGAGAUGCUGCUCAAGCUUAUGCAGUCAAGCCAAAUCACUGAGUACUUCUCUGUGCUCGUCAACAUGGAGAUGUCCCUGCACUCCAUGGAGGUCGUCAACAGGCUAACAACUGCAGUGGACCUUCCUCCAGAAUUCAUUCACCUGUACAUCUCAAACUGCAUCUCCACCUGUGAAAACAUCAAGGAUAAGUACAUGCAGAACCGGCUCGUGCGGCUCGUGUGCGUCUUCCUGCAAUCGCUCAUCCGCAACAAGAUCAUCAAUGUGCAGGACCUGUUCAUCGAAGUGCAGGCCUUCUGCAUCGAAUUCAGCCGAAUCCGCGAGGCGGCCGGCCUCUUCCGGCUCCUCAAGACGCUCGAGUGCAAUGAGGGUCCAUCCGACGGCAAGACGGGCAAGUAGGCGCGAGGUGCUCAUGGACGCUGAGCGUCCCACUAUGAGCAUCAUCAGCCGAGCCCACCUCGUCAUAUUUUCCUCUUCGUUGGACCCUGCAGAUCUCAAUUUUGCCUCGUUGAUGUGGAAUAAAAAAAAAAACACGUUGUGGAAACGUUUAAUUCUUUCAACAAACCCUGUUAAGAAGUCCGAUUGAAACUGACGUUUAGCCUCCUCCGUGACAACUGCUUAUGACACCGUUCUUUGUGAAUUUUGUGGCAGUGCCCAGCAGUGAAUGUGCAGUGGUCACAUUGUGAUUAAAAGGUCUUAUUUGGCCUGUCAAGAGGCCAAAUGAAGAACAGGCUACUAGACUCACAGGCUGGUAUCCAGUGUAAUGUAAGUGCACAGGACUGAGCUAUUCACUUUUUGACACACGUACUUUUUCAUACAAAUAACUUUUUUCUAUCGUGUAUUGGAAAACCAUUGUGUGCGGAAGAAAAGGUUGGCCUUCACAAUGUUAAAGAAUUGCAAUCAUCUGUCAAGUGUGACCCACGACUGUUAACAUUACCCUAGCCAUGGUAGCAAGUUGAUGCUUACAAAAUUGGUGACAUCCUGCAGUCAGUUGAGGGUUAAAACGAGCAUUUCCCAUACGUUUGUGGCUAUAAUACUGCUGCAUGCUGGGUGUAGGUUUGCUGUAGUUAAGCUGCACAAUGUCCAUUGUUGUUUCUUCUCGAAGACCAAGUGGAGCAAUCAGUAUCUUGGCUCACGGGUGAUUUUGUCAGUUGCGUUGUGAUUGUAGGUUUAACUUUGUCAUUCCAAAAGCUACAGAAAUGUUCUGACCAUGACCUCUUCUCCAUUGCCCAUUCCCUUCUCUUGCCCCUCCACUCCUUCCUGUCCCCUGCCCUUUCAUGACCCAGAUGUGCCCCAAUUACGGUCGCUCAUUCCUAGACUCCUACAUGUCACUCCCCUACUAAAUCACUAUUUUUGUUAACACUUUUAAACUAUGUAAAGCAACUUUGGCUAAAGCGCUCCAAAAAUGUAAUAUAAUAUGAUAUAAAAAAAAAAUCCCUUUUCACCAGGCCAAACAUUGUUGCAUGUGAAAGCUGAACACCGGGAAGAAUGGUGGCUGGGUGUUUGUCAAAAUGUGUAAAAUCGAUUAGAAAUUAUGCGGACCCUAAUCCCACGAGCAGCAGCAACUCCGGUGCCCACUCAGCCACCACCAAGCGCUCCCCACUAACACGCUUAUGCUGCUUCCAGCUCCGCUCGACAGUAUUAGCCUGUGCGCAGAUAUUGGAUUAUUCUUUAAAUCAAUAACACCUAGUGUACUCUAAACAGGCUGUUCAUUCAAUAUUAACGGGGAAAAAUACUAAAUUAAUUCCUCCUUCCCGCACUAUUUAUCACUUUGCUAUGAAUGUAACUAUAAUUUUCUCACAUUGUCUAGAUACCAGUGAUAAAACACGUUUCCUUUCAUCCUUAAAGCACACUCAAAAGAUAAUACUCAAUGUCUAGUACAUUAGUGCUUAACUCCUGGCUCUAUUUGACCAUGGUAAAUUAUCACGGUCAAAAUUCAACAUCUUUCUGCUGAAACCUAUUGGUAGCCACGAGCCAGUGAUGGAAACUAUGCUUACUGCUGCAUUGUUCUGACAUCGCAGUGCAAUGGAAUCUGAAGUUCUCAAUGGUAACUGGGCAGCUUUUACUCAAUGUAUGCAAAUCAUUUUAACCUCCCACACAACUGUAGCAACUACACUGGUUCCCUGUCUACUAUUGUUUAAAUGUAUCACUCAUCUAUAUAUGUUGACAUGGUCUUGCCCCAACUUAUCUUGCUCGUCUCGUAUCUUACUACCGUCCCGGCUGCCGCCCUGCGCCCAAUUUCGCUGUCGUUCCUUUUUCCCCUUGCUCCUCCUCACUGGAACGAACUUCUGCUGCACAUCAAGCAUCGUCACUAACCUGCUUCCUUUCCUCCAUUAAAACCAAUCUCUUCUUCCUAGCCCAUCCUGCUGAUCCCCAACUACAAGGCCUACCCCAACCUCUAACCCCCUCCCCCGCCUGUUUGCCCACCUUUCACCAUAACUACAGCAUCACUUUUAAUAACCCCCCCCUUCUUUAUCUCAAUGACGAUCUUGCAUACAAUUUUAGAAUUGCUGUAAAGCUCCUUGGAAUAAGGCGCUUCAAAUCUAUACAAGAUACGAAAUCGAAAAAAAAAGCAGUCGCUCCCCCAGUCGUGAACGUGGGGCACUUGUGGCCGGCUCUUCAGACUGGGCGUCUGAUAGGAGGUCGCGGUCGUAGUAUUUGGAUCUCGUCGUCCCAUGGAGCGGCGCACUCUUUUUGUAAAUUGUGAAGAGUAACUUUAGCUGUGCACGUGUAUGUCCUCGAGAGAAUGUGAACGUGGACGAAAAGAACACGUUUUGUUUUACGUUCAAGCCGAAGCCAUUUGGAUGAUCGCUUUCUCUGGAUACUUUUUUCUUUUUUUCAAAUAAAAUUUAAAGUUUUUGUCUUGGAGAGUGAACCAUAAGUGUUGGGUUGCCCGAUUGACGCCAUUAUUACAUCGAUCACUACCACUGGUAGCACCGUAUUUGUUUCAAGGCAAACCCUUUGGCCAUUGCCUCCACAGCAGCAUGCAUUAUGACCUGUGAAACCAAUGAUGGCGGAUAGCCCAGUGUUGUGACAAGAGCCAUGAUAAACGUAAUUCGACUCGGUGAAGUCAAAACUACGGUAGUCGUGGGGUUUGCAUUUUGUAAUGAAUGUUACUGGGAUAAGAAUGAUGUGGAAAGCCUGCUGGACAAUUUAUUACACGUUUUUGAAGCAGUCAAACAAACCCCACCCCUGCCUUCAGUGAUGCGUUUAUCACAUUGCCAGAGCAGUACAUAAUUACCUUUACAGGUAAAAAUCCUUUGUGAGAGCAGAGAGUGAAGAUGGCUAAAUAAAAUCAAUCUGCAUUUCAUGCAGUGUUUUUAAAAGCUGGCGAGGCACUUUUAAACCGGAGGAUAUUCUAGGCGCUUCAUUGAUGCUCACUGCAAGAUCCAUGCCAGAGUUCAUUAAGUAGCGACCAUUUGUCCACUAAUGUAAUGGACUCGCGAGGUUUCGGGAGGAACUGCAACGAUGCAAGAAUUGGAUAGGACACGUCAAUUGCAUUGACCAGCUUGUAAACAUUCAGCUGUUAGGGUUUGGGCAGAGUUCACGUGGAUCUCUCGGCUUUGUGCAGUCGCUGCACUCCCCCCCCCUGAGCAGCCUGGAGCGAGAGGGAAACGCCACCACAUGAGUGGUCACAAGAAGGCUCGGGGUACAAAAUUGAAGCGUGUGAAAUGUUUGUGUUUUUUAUUUGUGCUUUCUAGCUGAUGUGCAUCGAUAGGUGCAGCUCAUUUUCAGUGUUUGCCAUGGGACCUUCACUACUCUUAAUUGUUUUUGGUGAAAAAUCUGUUUCAGCCAAUGUUUGGAUGAAUUUCCAUUAUCAUUUUGUCAUGAGGUGGUUUCCCCCCCGCCCCCCCUCACUAAAAAUAGACAAACGUUGCCAUGAGCAGCACAUGAGUCUGGCUUCAUCCGAGCUCAUGCACUGGGUAAAUCUGGUACUGUAAUUGAAGUUAUAUUUCCUUAGCGUUUAACAAUGCCUUUCACAUUUUGUUCGCGAGUUUUAACCGUAAAAUCAUGCAGUCAUGCAGCGUUAAGAGAGUUGUGCUUAGCUGAACACUCGGUGUUCCAGGCGCUUGCGUAUAUGGGAAAUGUUUAGAGGUUCACAACUGCACUGCGAUCGUACCACGGGCAAAAUGAAGGACGCUUAGAUCUUUCAGGUGGCUGUGCUCUGCUGCAAGGGACACGAGAAAACGAAACCACCGCUGACUUGCCCCCACUUUAAGCUGAAUGAUAUUCCAGCAGAAAAGAAAUUCACUCCUCAUUCGAGCCAGACACAAAGCGAUGAUUGGGGGGGGAGGGGGAUGGUAGCUCAGGGUGAGCUGAACGGUGAACGCGAUGGCAGCACGGCUAAAUCGGGAUGUGUGAACCGGAGCUGUUGGCUGCGAAGGAUCCACAAUUUCGUUACCAAGGAUUCUCUUUGAGCAGACUGCUGCCGAGACGGGAAACUAGAAUCGGUUCGACAUGUCACAAAACGUGCCCACCUUUCCAAGCCUUGGGAAGUGAACUUUUAGGAGUGCAGCUUUAGAAAAUUCACAGCGACGUGUUAAUAUUCCAAGGCCCGUUACGAGCAAUUCGACAGCCGAGGAACUUUCAAUUGGAGGCAAAAAUGUGCAGUGUAUGCAACAUUGGGCACUCUAAUUUCACAUAAAUGUAAAUGUUUCAAUUACUAUUAGACACUUGCAUUGAUAGAGCAUUCCCUGUUGCUUUACUAAACAAGCGAUUAGCGUCAUUGUCAAUUAGAUUGGUAUUGAAAUAUUUGCCCUAAACUGGAGGCCAUUACAAUGAGUAUAUCGUAAUGCUCAUUGUAGUCUUGUAAGGCAAUAAACCAUAUGUAAUUGAAGCAGG